This is a messenger RNA of Toxotes jaculatrix (banded archerfish), 1518 nucleotides long. It is a transcript of the gene senp8, whose product is annotated as SUMO peptidase family member, NEDD8 specific. The transcript has 2 exons. Gene Ontology annotation, biological process: proteolysis. Bases 127 to 792 code for a protein of 221 amino acids. Gene Ontology annotation, molecular function: deNEDDylase activity; cysteine-type peptidase activity. Lineage: Eukaryota; Metazoa; Chordata; Actinopteri; Toxotidae. The record is from RefSeq and is a predicted model, not a curated record.
UUACGGUCUCAAACUUGUAGCGGUUUACGUUAGUCAUUGCAAUGAGGGACAAGGCUGAAGGUUUCGUGGUACUUUUUAUUUGAAUGUGUCUUUUACAGCCUGACACUCUCUGACUGUGUUGGGAGGAUGGACCCUGUAGUGUUGAGCUACCAGGACAGCCUGCUGCGGCGCUCUGACGUGUCCUUACUGGAGGGACCUUACUGGCUCAAUGACCAAGUCAUUGGUUUUGCCUUUGAGUAUUUUGCUGCUGAGCGCUUCAGAGUCCUGGGGGAGACCAUCAUCUUCAUCAGCCCGGAGGUCACCCAGUUCAUCAAGUGUGCUUCUUGCCCUGAUGAGUUAGCCAUAUUUCUGGAGCCGCUGGAUCUUGCUUCUCGUCGCUGGGUCUUCCUAGCUGUUAACGACAACUCCAACCAGACCGCUGGGGGAUCCCACUGGAGCCUUUUGGUCUACCAUCACAACUCCAACCACUUUGCCCACUAUGACUCUCAAAACGGCAGCAAUUCACUGCACGCACGACGCAUCGCCAGCAAGUUGGAGCCUUUCUUAGGUGCAGGUAGAAAAGCUCUGUUUGUGGAGGAGCCCUGCCCUUCACAGCAGAACAGCUAUGACUGUGGCAUGUAUGUUAUCUGUAUCGCCGAGGCCUUGUGCGAGAAGGCCAGGGUGGAGGGCUCACCACGUCUUCCUGUGCAAAUCAUCACGCCAGCCUACAUCACCCAGAAGAGGGCUGAGUGGUGCAGACUGAUCCAGAGUCUAGCUCAGAAUGACCUCUGCUGCUCUCUGUCUUUUCCUUAGCACGUUGAUUUCCCCUUAGUAUAUGCAGAGCAGCUGUCAGCCCCCACAUAUCUACUGCUGGAGCAUCUGAAUGCACUCCUUGAAUACAAUAUUUAACUAUAUAUGAAGUAUAUUUCUAUUACAGUCUAUUACAGUAUCAUACUCCAUAACAGAAAAAAGUUUAAAAACUAAAGCAAUGUUACGAAUCUUUAACGAUUCAUUGAGCAAUUGGUGUCAUGUUUAUCCCUUGUAUAUGCACAGCAACAUACAGUAUGUAAACAAGAACACCAGCAUGCCUAUAAAAUAGGAAUUUCCCCCCUUGUACAUAUUUAGUGAGGAUGGAGAAUAUGUCAUGCGGAAGAAGAGGCACACGCUUUUCUUUCCUCCACUUCAUUAGCUCGGAGCGAAUGUAGAAAUGUUUACACAGAUUAUUGCUCAGGGUCAUUUUAAAUGAACUAGAAUUGACAAUAAGAAUGUGCAUCUGAUCUUUGGCUCCUGCUUUAUGUCACACCUGUUUUGGUCACAUUCAUUUUGUUUCUCCGUUUGAACAGUUGUAAUGUCUGUAGCUGCAAACGUUCAGUUUUUAAGCAGUUCAAAGAAAACUGCUGCAUGAGGGUAAGAAAUGCACUGCGAGUGCUGCGAGUGGUGGAAUGUAUGUUAUGUUCUCACAUAAAGCGAGUAUUGAACUCAUUGUCUGUUGACCUAAUAAAUUUUACUGGUGUCACAUUUUUGUUGACAAAAUGCUAA